GGUAGGCCAGCAGGUACUGGAAAAGUGGAUCCGGAAGGCCCAGAGCUUCCGAUGUCAGACCUGUUUACUACUACGGAUUCGCCGUAUUUUCUACGUUUUUAACAGUUAAAAUACGCUCUACGGUUUAUCAUUGAAAAACUACGGAUUUUGAUAUAUAAUCGGUCAUUUUCGUUUUUUAAAGCGUAUUUCCGUUCCUUGUCGCUAUGAUGGGUAUUUAGACAGUACCCGUGAUCAUUCGAACGCUUGCAUGAUAACAAAACAUUAGUUAACAAGCCUCUUGCGGACAGGAUUAGUUCUAGAGGCCCGGAUGUACACGUAAAGAUGGCAGAAAAACGCCGUCUGCUCGAUGAUGAAAAAGAAACGGUUGGAACUAAAAAAGCCAAAAACAAACUAACAAUCAAAAGUAUAAAGUUGCAUACAAAGAUUUAUGGAAAUGUCUACCAAAGGGGACACUUAUGUGCAUUGUUUAACUUGCAAUGUUGAUUUCAUGUGUGUACACGGAGGUCGCAACGACUGUAAGAGACACAUCGAGUCUGCGUCACACAAUCAAUGGUCGAAGAUAAAAAAAAAAUCAAACAAAGACAUUUCAAACAUGCUACAGACAUUCAGAUCGGAAAAAGACUUGAUAGUUACGAACGCAGAAGUGUUGAUGUGCGAGUUUAUUUCCGAAAUGAACUUGUCCCUAUCCACGGCAAAAAGGAUGACUGAAACGCUGAAAACAAUGUUCCCCGAUUCGGAAAUUGCCAAUGGCAUGAAGUGUGGUAGAAACAAGGCAACAGCCAUCAUUUGUGAUCUUGCUGACAUCACCAAAAAAUCUCUUGCAGAGAGAAUGAGAACCGCCCCAUUCACUGUUUCUAUUGAUGGUAGCAAUGAUGAUACCAGUAAGCAGUUUCCACUAGUUGUAAGAACUGUGGAUCCGGAGUCGAUGACUGUAGACUCAGAACUGCUUUCCAUACCAGUCUGCACAGAAUCUGCUACAGGGAGAAACAUUUUUGGACUUAUGGACAAGGAGUUGAAGGCCAGAAAUAUACCUUGGGAGAACUGUUUGUCUUUGGGCUGCGAUAAUGCCAGUGUGAUGACUGGUCACAAGAAAGGUGUGUUUGCCUUUGUUAAGGAACAGCAGCCACAAGUGUAUCUUUCUGGUUGUCCUCUACACCUAGUUCAUAUAGCAGCAAGGAAGGCAGCAGAAGCCCUCUCGGCCAUUGAUGAGGUAUUGGUUGACAUAUACUACUACUUCAACAAAAGUGACAAGAGAAAAUCGGAGUUCAGGGGCACACAAUCACUCUAUGAUGUUGACCAGAAGAAGAUGUUGAAGCAUGUUUGCACAAGAUGGCUCAGCAUUGGAAGGUGCAUUGAGAGGCUUCUUCAAAACUGGGACCCACUGAAGGUUUACUUUAAGACACAGAAAGAGUUGCACGACUCCAAGAAGGGGUCCAAAACUAGUGUGGAGAAGAGCUCUCAGGUCUGCAAACCUUCAAGUGAUAAGACAAUACAGGCUGCUGAGAAACCAGGAAAAUCACAGUUAGGAAAGGAAGAUACUACAAAGAAGAGCCAGACUGUUAAGAAACCAAGUAGCACAUGUAUAAAUAAGACACAUGACAGCAAAAAAGAUGACAGUAUGAAGGUAUCUGUUGGUGGCUAUAUGGAACAAUCAUAUGCUGAAAAGAAAGUUGAAGUGAUAUUUGAUUUCAUUCGCUCACCUACCAACAAGAGAUACACAAUUAAAGUAUUUGAUGAGACUCUGACCUGUCUUCAAGCAGAAGAUCCAAGAAUUCACACCCUCCGGCGAUCUCUCCACCGUCUUCUGAUGAACAUUCUGGUUCGCUUUGUUGAACCUAGUGCUAUAACAGGGAAAGCUGCAGAUGAAGAUGACUACCAUUCCAGGUACAAUUUAAAGUACAAUGAAACCAUAGUUAUAGGUGAGGAGGCCAAGCAGUUCAUUGCAAACAAAAGAGAGAAUCACUUACGAGACAGUCGAAUUGAAGUGUUCUACACCAAUGUAAAGUGUUAUUUCACAAAUGCUUGUAACUACAUAAAAGCAAAACUUCCAAACAAUGAGCCUUUGUUGAAGUAUGCAGAAGUUGUGGAUAUCUCUCUAAAAGAAACAGCCAAUCAGUGUGCUUUGAUGUACUUCAUAGACAGAUUUCCCUGCUUGGGUGCAGGAGUAAGGAAAGAUGUUCUGAUUGAACAGUUUACUCUUUACCAGAGUUACAAUGUUGAAGCAUGUGUGAAGGACACUCAGAGGAUUGAUGAAACUUGGAGGGAGAUGGGAAAAAUCAAGGAUGAAAAUGACAAUGCUUUGUUCACAGAACUGUCCAAAGUGAUGCUGGGAAUUAUCACCAUACCUCACAGUAGUGCACACUGUGAACGUGUCUUUUCAACAGUAAGAAAAAACAGAACUGACCAGAGAAGUUCAUUGAACGACAAAACUUUAGAGUCCCUUCUUGUGCUUAAAGGACGGGCAGGGAAGCCUGACAAUAGGCACCAUGAUCGAGACAUACUUAAAAGACUGAAAGGGGCCUACUACAGAUCAUUGAAAGAAUAAUUUUGUUGUUUGAAUAUGUUCAGGGUUUAAUGCAAGACUUUUAUACCUCUAUAUGAAAAUCAUAAAUAGUUUUCACAGGUCUGCAUACAGCUCUGAAUUUGGAGAAGUAGUUAUCUUAGCAGAGAUACACUCAUCAUGGGCAAAGAUUUUUACUGUAUGUCUUUGAAAUAUUUGAUUGGUUGUUUUAAUAUUUCAAGGAUUGCAUGCAAGACUGUGAUAACUCUAUGUGAUUUUCAUAAAUAGUUCACAGCCUUGCAUGCAACUCUCUUUUUCAAUUUAGGUUCUCAAAGAGUACAUGUUUAUGAAAUACCAAUUUGAAUGGGGUUGUUUGAAAAAUAGGGAGUCAUCAUGGUAGGUGCAUGCUAAGUUCCACCUUGGCACAAUAGCAGAAACACUUUUAUAAAGGGACUACUACAGGUGUUUGAAAAGAGUUGAGACCAUGUUGUUUUGGGUUUUUUUUAUAUUUGAAACAAGCAUUAACCAAAGGUUCUUUUAGAUUAAGUUCAGACUUAGUUUGUUAUACCUGUUGAAAUUCCUGUCUUAGAAUAAAGGCAAUUAUA
Molecule: messenger RNA, 3105 nt
Organism: Mizuhopecten yessoensis (Yesso scallop)
Lineage: Eukaryota; Metazoa; Mollusca; Bivalvia; Pectinida; Pectinidae
Exons: 5
Coding region: 428-2545 (705 amino acids)
Molecular function (GO): protein dimerization activity
Source: RefSeq, a predicted model, not a curated record